AUAAAUAACAGCAGGAGUGAUCUAACCCUAUACAGCCCAUCUUCUACGUGCAAAACCAGCGUGCGGAGGACGGCCACAUCUCCCACCGAAAACAAGUGGAUCUCUGUGGAUAAGAUCACUGGGCAGCCAUGGAAGAACUUACGGCUUUUGUAUCCAAAUCUUUUGACCAGAAAAGCAAAGAGAGCAGCAGCGGCAGUGGCAGCAGCAACAAGAAGGAGACGAUCACGUACAGGGAAGUUUUGGAGAGUGGGUUGGCUCGCUCGAGGGAGCUUGGAAACUCUGACUCUAACCUGCAGGACAUGACCGAGAGCAGCAACCAUUGCCCGGUGCAUCUUUUCAAAGACCACGUAGAGAGCGACAAGGACAAACUGAAGGAGUUCAGCACGGGCAGGACGGCGGAAGGGAUCUACGAGUGCAAAGAGAAGAGGGAAGAUGUGAAGUCAGAAGAUGAGGAUGGACAGACCAAGCUCAAACAAAGGAGAAGCAGAACCAAUUUCACACUAGAGCAGCUGAAUGAGCUGGAAAGACUUUUUGAUGAGACACACUAUCCGGAUGCCUUCAUGAGGGAGGAACUAAGCCAGAGGCUGGGACUGUCUGAAGCUAGGGUUCAGGUCUGGUUCCAAAACAGGAGAGCAAAGUGCCGAAAGCAGGAAAACCAGAUGCACAAAGGUGUGAUCCUGGGAACCGCCAGCCAUUUAGACGCCUGCAGAGUGGCCCCCUACGUGAAUAUGGGAGCCCUGAGGAUGCCUUUCCAACAGGUAGUUAGCUCCGGUUUUAUUUUCCUUUCUCCCGGCAAGCUCCGACCCCCGUUCGUUCGCACGGGAAGAAGCCGGACACGUUUACAAGUGCCAUUUAUAUAG
Molecule: messenger RNA, 860 nt
Organism: Chaetura pelagica (chimney swift)
Lineage: Eukaryota; Metazoa; Chordata; Aves; Apodiformes; Apodidae
Gene: SHOX
Product: short stature homeobox
Exons: 4
Coding region: 129-860 (243 amino acids)
Biological process (GO): regulation of transcription by RNA polymerase II
Cellular component (GO): nucleus
Molecular function (GO): DNA-binding transcription factor activity, RNA polymerase II-specific; sequence-specific double-stranded DNA binding
Source: RefSeq, a predicted model, not a curated record